Neoarius graeffei (lesser salmon catfish) is the source of this 10431-nucleotide messenger RNA. It is a transcript of the gene cspg4ba, whose product is annotated as chondroitin sulfate proteoglycan 4ba. Bases 146 to 7348 code for a protein of 2400 amino acids. The transcript is spliced from 11 exons. NCBI's taxonomy places the organism in Eukaryota, Metazoa, Chordata, Actinopteri, Siluriformes, Ariidae. The record is from RefSeq and is a predicted model, not a curated record.
GGGCGGAGCCACAUGGAGAAUGUAGGCAGUGGUUGAGUUGGUUGAAGGAGUUUGGUUUAGUUUAGUUUAAAUGUUUGAAUAAAUAAAAUGUCCCGUCGUUUUGUGGAAUUUUGUGUUGAACCGGAGUAAAAACAAAGUGGAGAAAAUGAGGAGUUUCCUUUCAGUGUGGUUGCUGCUGGUGCUGGCUGCAGUGGCCCGAGGAGCUUCCUUUUAUGGCGAUGGAUUUGUGCAGUUGAAGGUGAAAGAUUCGACUCAGCUCAACACACUUCACGUCCGCUUCCGCACGUCGAGCCAGAGAGGUGUGCUUUUCCUGGCUGCAGGGCAAACCGAUUACCUGCUACUGGAACUCAGCUCUGGCAGACUUCAGGCAAAGUUGGAUCUUGGUUCUGGUGAGCAAAUUCUACACUCAGACAAAGGGAACCCAUUGAACGACUUGGCUUGGCACACAGUAGAUCUUAUCCAUGACCGAUUUAAUGUAAAUCUAACAGUGGACAAGCAUUUCCAGACCAGCCAGAGACUUCCACGCUCACAGCACGAGCUGGAUAUCAGUGAUGGUGUAUAUAUUGGUGGGACAGGAGGCUUGGAUAAGGUCUAUCUCCCUACUGACCUCACUGGCUUCCGUGGUUGCCUUGAUGAAGUGCUAUUUAAUCAACACAACCUCCUUUCGUCACUUCGACCAUACUCUGGCUUAAAGAACGUCCAUGAGGUUUCUCUUGGAUGCAGUCCACAGUUCUUUGCUAAUGAAGAGGAGGCAAUCAGCUUUUUCAGUUCCAGGGCAUACGUCUCCCUUCCUCCUUGGACUGCACAGCGAGAGUGGACUCUCGAAUGCUCUGUACAUACAUCAGCUCAAGAGGGAAUCAUUAUGUACAGUUCUGCUCGAGAAGGGGGCUUUGUUGCCAUGGAGAUUCACAACGGCUUACUUGUCGCUGUGUUAGGUAGAGACGGGAUGAGGACGGAGCUCCGCUCUCUUACUUUCAUCAAUGACGAGAAGUGGCACCAUGUUAAGCUUUACUUCACCUCUAAAAGCUUGCAGCUAACCAUCGAUGAAGAGACGGUGAAGUCUAGUGUCAAAUCCAGAUCAAAAACCUUGCAUUUGAAAGGUUUUCUUUUCCUUGGUGGUGUAGAUGAUGGCACUCGGUUUGAAGUCAGAAAGGUGGGUCUGUCAUCAGUGGCAGGAAAGCGCAUUAAAGGUGGCUCCUUCAAAGGAUGCUUUAGAGAUAUCAAGGUCAAUGGUAUCUUAACAGGUCUCCCAAAUGCUCUGGUAACCAAAGACGUCUCGGUUGGCUGUGAACCAGAAAAGGAGCCUCAGAUUAGCACCACUUUGAGCCCGAAGACCCCGACUAAGAUCUUUGAAUUUGUCACUCCGUUACCAUCUAUAGACAUGUCCACCCUUGCAAUUGGUCUGGUUGCUGGGCAUGGGCAAAACUUCUUACAACUUAGGAACCUUGUUGUCUCUGAGGGCGGUCGUGCAUCAUUGGAAUCAAAACAUAUCAAAGUGAACCUGGAUUUUAAGAAGCUCGGCAUCCGUCAAUCUCAGAUCACGUUUAGAAUCGAAGAGCAGCCAGUGCAUGGUCAGUUGAGGUUUGAUGUGGACCAAGAGCAAGAAGAGAAUACCUUCAGUAUGCUGGAUCUGUGGCAUGGCAGAGUGAUGUACAUCCAUGGAGGUUCUGAAGAGCCACAUGACUACUUCAUGUUCUCCGUGUUCUCCAGCAGCAGAAAAGUGGCACCAGUCUACCUCAAGGGAGAGAAGUUAUACAGAUUCAAUGUGACUGUAACACCAACCAACGAUGCCCCUGAAUUGAGCCUUCCUGAGGGAAAUGUCUUUGUUCUACUUGAGAACUCUAGGAAGAAGUUAACCACCGAUGUGUUAAAAGCCACAGAUGUAGACAGCAGCUCCACAGACUUGGUCUACUCUGUAUUGGGAAAUCUUAAUGCUGAUGCUGGGUUUCUGGAAACUGAAGAUAACCCUGGUCAGGCAGUCACUUCAUUCCCUCAUUCAGCUCUGGAAACAGGAAAAAUAAACUAUGCCCACACUGGAGUAAAGAACUCCAGGAUAGUGUUGAGGGUUAGUGAUGGAGAGAAGCUCAGCAACACGGUGGUGUUAAGGAUUAUGGCGGUUAAACUGGAACACAGCAUCGCAAACAACACUGGGGUAGAAGUCACUCAAGGGGAAACGGCUUUAAUAAAAACUACACAAUUAGCAAUUCAGACAAACGCAGUAAGACUAAGACAAGUAGUAGACAUUCGUUAUGAUGUCGUUGAGCCGCCAAUGUUUGGAGAACUACAGAAGCUUCACUCGAACGGAGAAUGGAAGUUUACCGAUUCUUUUUCUCAACGAGUUUUGGAGAAAGACCGUCUGAGAUACCUCAGCACCUUUAAGGAUAUUCAGUCUGCCAAUGUAACCGAUCGCUUUAAGUGUAAAGUCACAAUCGCAGCAAAAGCAACAGAGGAACUGGUGUUUAAUAUAAAGACUAAAUGGAUUGAUUACGUUGUGGAGAGAAACGAAGUUCUCGAAAUGGACAAGAUCAGGAGAGUUGCGAUUGAUCCAGAGCAUCUAUAUGCAACGUCGCAAGGUGUGGCUUUAACUGAGGAGGAGAUUUAUUUCAAGCUUCUCUCGUCAACGAAGAAAGGAUUGAUUUUGCUGAAUAAUAAAAAGUUAGGUACAUAUUCUACAUUUAGCCAAAUGAACAUCACUAACAAGGAAGUGGAGUAUCAGUUAAUAGAGAGACCAUUUGAGAACACAAGUGAUAGUUUUGAAUUUCACGUGUUCAGCAAACAUGCUCAUUCAACGAGUCAUUUAUUCAGGAUAAAUAUCAGAGCAGAUAUCAACAGCAUUUAUAUUAAAAACGGCGGACUUGCGGUUUUGGAAGGCGCGAGCAAACUUAUUACAAAUACCGAACUUUUUGCUGAGACUCUGAGUACUAAAGAAAUCUACUACAUAGUCACUGAGAUGCCAAAACAUGGCAAGCUAGCACGAAUCAACCUGUCCAACUCGACCAAAGAUUAUGAUAAUCUGGUGUCUUUUACCAAUCAGGAUAUUAUCGAGGAACGCCUCAUGUACGUCCAUGACGACAGUGAAACAAUUCACGAUCAGUUCAGAUUUAUAGCUUCGACAAGUCCGCGGGCUACGAGCCUCAUCAGUGAAGAUGAGGUCGGCUCCAAAGACGGUGUCUUCAACAUCGCUGUGCAGUUAGUAAACGACGAGAAGCCUGUUCGAAUUGUGGAUAAGGUGUUCCAAGUGGUCAAAAACGGACAGAGGCUGUUGACGUUGGAUGACUUACGCUACCACGAUGCAGACUCUGACUUCAGCGAUGGGCAGCUCGUUUACACCCGCCGCGGGAUCCCGAUAGGCGAUCUAGUGCUUGUAAAUGACACUUCUCACAAACUUUACCAGUUUCACCAAGAGGACCUGGAACAGAAGCGAGUGUUAUUUGUUCAUCGAGGGAUGAACUCUGGCCGUUUUGUUCUUUUCGUAUCCGAUGGCAAGCACUACGUCUCCUCGCUGUUGGAUAUCAGCGCUCAGGAACCGUACCUAAAGGUUGCCAACAAUACAGGCCUAUUAGUCCAGAAAGGAAAGGUUGAGACAUUCAGCAAUGCUAAUUUUAGCGUGGUUACAAAUAUGGACAUCAGGGAAGACCGUGAAAUCACUUUUAAGGUUAAUGAUGCUCCAAAACAUGGUGCAUUAUUUUUAAAAGACAAGCAAAUUGACACUUUUACUCAAUAUGAACUGAAGAAUGCUUUGUUGUCGUAUCGCCAUGACGGCAGCAAGAAUUUGGCUGAAUUUUUCAGUGUUGUCGUGGAAGCGAAAGGGUUACAUGUGGAAGCAAGGAUCAAUGUGAAGGUGUACUUGGAAAGCCACCAAAAGCCACCUGUCGUACUCAACAACAAAAUCUUAGUGGUAGACGAGGGAAAGCCGGUGAAGAUUGAACGCAGUAAACUUGAGGUCAUUCAUGAAGCAAAUUUGCCCAAUGAAAUCGUCUUCGCUGUCCAAGUUGCUCCAACUUAUGGAUAUCUGCGAAGUUUUAUUAACACUAAAGAACAAUUCCAGGGAAUUGAGCAGGACCCUUUAAUGACCUUCACACAACAAGACAUCAACACCGGUAAUAUCCAGUAUGUACAGAUAACGCCCGACCAGGUCAACGAUUCCUUCGUUUUGGAAGCCAGCAACGGCGUUGCAGACCUGAGUGGCAUCGUUAUGUCUGUGGAUAUCAUUCCUCGCUAUAUACCUAUCGAGGUGUCCAAUAUUACGCUAAAAGAAGGAGCAUCCAAGGCGCUGACAGAAAACAUCAUACGAGUUACCAGUCAACAUUUCUCUGGGCUCCACUUCGUGUACUACGUGUCAGAGGGACCAGUGCAUGGACACAUUGAGAACUCUCGUUUCCCGGGGACACCCACAACAUAUUUUACCAGAAAACAGCCGACCACAAAGGAAAGAAAAUAUCAGGCUGCUCAGAACUUCAAGGUGGAGCAGGAGUUUAUCUACUAUGUCCAUGACAACUCCGAGACCUUACAGGACUACUUCACUGUUCUAGCCAAUGCCACGGAUCUACAAAAACGCAGCACACCCAGAACGGUGCAUGUCCACGUCACACCAGUAAAUGACGAACCUCCGGUUAUCACGGCCAACAAAGUCCUCAGGGUCUGGGUCAGCUCUAUGACCGAAAUCACUCCUGAAGAUCUGAGUGCAGAGGAUGACGAUACGGCUCCACAGCAGCUCCAUUACCUCACCACUCAGCCCAGUAAUGGUCACCUGGCUCUGAAGAGCGCUCCCACUAGACCAGUCAUGAACUUCACUCAGGCUCACAUUGACCAGGGACAACUUCUGUUCGUGCACAGUGGAGCCACAGCUGGAGGUUUUAACUUCCAGGUGAACGAUGGCGUGAACUUUGCUCCAAGGCAGAUAUUCAGUGUAACGGCUCGUACGCUUGCUCUCCAUAUGGAAAAGAGCAGCCCACUUAAGGUGUUUCCAGGCGCUUCAUCUACAAUUUCAAAAGAAGUCCUGAAAGCAGCAACCAAUGACAAUGAAGGCAGUUCCAACCGCACCAUUGUUUUCACCAUUGUUAAUCCCCCGAAAUUUGGAAAGCUGGUGACUGUAGAGGCAGACAAGCCCACAACUGAGGUCUAUUCCUUCACACAAGAAAUGGUCGAUGAGGGUAAGGUGGCAUAUGAACAGAAUGUGGACUCUGUUGGAUGGGCAGCAUUAGACAAGUUCACAUUCACCGUGUCGUCACCUCCUGCAAGCCUCGAGGCUCAGAACUUUGAUAUCGACAUCUCUUAUGAAAAUGUGGGGCCUGAACGAAAAACUGUCCUCCUUAAAAACACAGGUGCUGUGGUAAUAGAAGGAGACAAAGUCAUGAUUGACAAAACAAUGCUAGAUGCAUCGAAUCUCCUCACCAAGCAGCCUGAUUCUCGUCGCAACUCCUAUGACGUUUGGUACAAGGUCAAGUCCCUACCUCAACACGGUGUCAUCGUUGUGGGUGAACGGAAUCUUACAAAGGAAAAGCCCUACUUCUCUCAGUUCAUUGUGAACAAAUAUGGAAUCACCUACCAGCAUGACAACUCCGAGACCAUGCAAGACCGCUUUGUCUUUGAUGCGUUCCUUAACCUGAAGAGCAAACCUGCACAGCGCCCUGAGGAUGACCGCAAUGUGUUAGAGGAAGCGUUCAACAUUACGGUCACUCCAGUGAAUGAUCAGCCACCUGUCCUGAAAACCAAAGCACCAAGUCUCAAAGUGGUUCAAGGAAACACCAUGGCUCUUGGACCCAGCAACCUGAAUGUGGAAGAUCUUGACAACUCGCCAGAUGAUAUCCAGUACUCUGUGAUCAGCAGACCUAACAACGGCUUCCUUUCUCUUGGAGGAAGUCUAAAUGUAUCUGUGGAUACGUUUUCUCAAGCCCAGAUCAACAAUGGUGAAGUAUUCUUUGUCCAAGAUGGCAGCCCUGAAUCUGGGGUGUUUUAUUUCAGUGUCACUGAUGGUCAUCACCGGCCAGUCUACAAACUUUUCAACCUAGAGGUGCUGAAGAUCACCAUUUCAAUUGUCAAUCAAACAGAUCUGUUAAUGGAACAAGGCCAAAUGUCAGUGGUGCUCAACCAGUCACAUCUGGCUGCAGUGACUAAUGGAAAAAACACUACUGUCCAGUAUAAAAUAACUGAUCCCCCAAAGUAUGGCCAACUUAUCCUGGACAAUGAAGAAGUUACUGCUUUUAAUCAGGAUGACUUGCAAGCACAGAGAUUAAGUUACCAUAUGGUCAAUCUUGCAUCUUGUCAUGACAGCUUUGAGUUCACUGCCUUCACGUCAGAGGCAAACCUGACUGACCAAGCGCUUAACGUCACAGUUAAGCCUUUAAUCAGGUAUGCAGACGAUGUAAAGUUCUCAAAUGAAAUUCGUGUUAAGCUCAAGGCAGACUUUCUCGAUGUCUCCGAGCUUGCCCUGAUAAGUGGUAGCGAUCCGUUGUUUGAAAUCCUGUCCUCACCAAUGUAUGGCAAGAUUUUAAAGACUGGCAAGGAGAAAAAAGCAGAAUCUACAAAGAUGUUUUUCUUUAGUGAAUUACAGCAGGGAAAACUUGCUAUUGAGCUAAAGGCCAACCUUACCGAAGUGCAAGAAGUGAAUGACUCAUUAAGAUUUGUCUUGAAAGCUGGUAACCUCCAACCUGCUAAUGGGGAGUUUGUCUUUAGCAUUGUGCCACAUAACCCUGCUCUCAUAACACCACCACCACUGGACACAAGUAGUACUGCUUCACCCAGCCAAACCACAGUUAAGAGCCCUCCUUUCAUUUCCAAAUCCUCAUCAAUUCAGCCUUCGCCGCCGGUCACCAAGGCUGUGCCAAGGUUCAAGAGCCGCAAUCGCUGGGGUAACUUGAAUCGCAGUGAUUCACAUGCCACUACUAUGCUUAAACCAACUCAUGGUCAAGAAAUUGUUCCAGUGAGGAACCAACCAGUCAGGGUUGAGUCAGUGUCCCAGAUCAGCUCCUCUUCUAACCCUAUGCUCAUCAUCCUUCCAUUGCUCGCUCUUCUACUUGUGGUCAUUAUGGUCAUAUUGGUGUUACUGCUGAGGCGAAAUCAGCAGAAAAAGAAAAAAUCUUUGAAUGGUGCCUCUGUUCCUAAAGCCUCUCCUGAUAGUUGGGAAUUUCAAGGUCAUUCAGAGAGGACUGCAAUGGUUCCUUUAGUGACUGUAACCCCUCUCAGCCCAAGCAACCCUGGUAGUCCUGUCUUGACUAGACUCCAGACAGGCAACCCUGUCUAUGGGCAAGCCAUGACCCUGUGCUCCUUUGAGGACAUGGAUCUUGAAGCCAGUCGGUUCUGCAGGACCACAAACCCCACGCUGCAGCACAAUCAGUACUGGGUGUGAGCUGGAUCCAGAAUUACCUUUUAAGUCUGUCUGCUAAUUGCUGGUAAACUGUAAAAAUUUACAGGCCAACAUAUUUUUCAACCAGCCCUAGAAUCGCAGAAGAUAUGAUGCCCUUAAAAACAAUGUAAUUACCCAUUGAUUAAAGGGAAGUAUGUUAUAGUAAUUAUAAUAACAAGCAGGUCCUGUUUGUCGAGUACUUGCGGCAAACAACACCAAUAGCAUUGGUGUCAUAAAAAGCCAAUCUCUCCUCAUCGCCUUAUCUGUGAAACGCCACUUCUCGUUAAAUUUUCUUUUUAAUACCAUAUUUCCAAUGUGCUCCUAAUUUUCUUUUUUGGUUGCUCUACUCUGGCAAUGUGUUACCACAUACUUGUAGACUCUUAGCAGUUAGUGCUUACAUCUAGGCUUAGCUACAUCGAAGGUAGACACUGAGGGUCAGUCAAAAAAAAAAAAAACGCAAAACAGUCAAACAACUUGUUGUAGUGAUAAGUUUAUAGUGUAUUUCAGCAACCUGACAUUACCGACUGAAAUUUAUUUUAUUCACCAGUGUAGAUUUUUACUGUGCAUUUUACUUGGCGAGUAGCUGGUGCUAAUUUUGGAUCCUGGUUCUAAAUUAUAAUCUAUGGACAAGGAUCAGAUCCAUCACAGUAUUUUAGUUGAAAUGGUUUUACAUUAUUACUAGUUGACUGAACCUUUGAGCAAGACUCUUGAACUUAUUGUUGGAGCAAGGCGGUAGACAAAACAACUAAAAUGACCUGGUUGUUUUUGUAGCCAGGUCACAGUUGUGCUGCUUGGAUCAGCACUUUUUCCAGUUUAAAUCCCAGUCUUUACCUGGAAUAAGCUUAAUGAGGUUAAACCACUACAUUUUUUUUUUUUUAAUGAUGCUGGAUUUAACAAUUCUGGUUCAUUUUCACUCAACGCAAACAAGCCAUAUUGAAUAGGAUUCGUACAGAUUUGACAGAGGAGAGGAGGUAUAGCCACAAAACUCCAAAUUGAGACUUCAGAAUACCUUUAAAGAGUGUUUUGAAGUGCAAACCAGUGGUAUGGGAGCGAGCAGCGGUAUUGAGGAACCACAGCAAAAGAGAACACUAAAAACUAGACUGGACUAGAUUGGACUAGUGUUCUGGUUGGCUUCUGCUUUAUGAUAAACAAUCAGACCAGCACACUAAAAAAAGACCAAGCGUAGGAGUUGAGGGAGGAGGGGGGCUGUCCUGAAGAGCAAAAGGAAGAGAGGGGCAUGAUCAGGAAGUUCGCUUGGAGGAAGUUGGAGUUGUAAUCUGUUUGUGUAUCGAGUCCGAUGUUUUAAAUCAUCGACUACUAGAUAUUUUAGUAUAUAAUGCAUUUUGUUCAUUGUUUGUCUUGCACGCCAGAAUUGUAAAUUUAAGCACAGGGUUUUUUUUUUUGUUUUUUAAACUCCGCAUGGCCAAGCACUGUCUACUUUCACAGAAAGCUGACCUUUGACCGUCGUCAUAAAAGCACAAGGUUUUUUUUUUUAACAUAAAGUGUUGGACAUAUCGCUGAUACAAAAACAGACUUGUGUGCAACAAUCUCAAAAUUACAUGGUAUACUACAGCCUCUCAAGCAAGACUUCUAGAGCGUCUUGUGUUGGAAAGGUUGCGGUAAACCUCACAAAAUGUUCUGUCUCACUACGUCUUUGUUCUGAAAAGCCCAUUGUUUUCCUGGUAUUGAAAAAACAUGUCUCCCUGAGGGACUGAGCAUGGAGGUGCAUAUACACAGACGCACGGGCAGCAAGUGAGAUCGUAACUGGUAUGAGUCCGACAGUUGUGAUCAGUAAACUUUAAUUUACUUGGUUCAUCCAAAAAGAUAUAUGCAAAUAUGAUAAACUCUGAGGCUCACUAUGGUUACUGUAAAGUUGUCCUGAUUUCACCUGACCCUGAGGAAAAUCCAGUAUCCAUCACGCUUUGUUUGAAACAAUAGGGUUUAAUUUGGUCUACACUCACUGGCCACAUUAAUAGGAAUGUGUUCUUGAGUCUCAGAUUCCUGUUCUUGGCUGGCAGGAGUGGAACCCAAUGUGGUCUUCUGCUGUUGCAUGCUGAGCUGCUUUUCUGCUCAUCAUGGUUGUAAAGAGUUCCUAUGAGUUACUAUAUCCUUCCGGGCAGCUCAAACCAAUUUGGCCAUUUUACUCUGACCUCUCUUAACAACAAGGCGUUUCCACCCACAGAACUGUUGCUCACUCAUGUUCAGUGAGGGGGAAAAAAAAAAAACACCACUGUGUAAACUCUCGAGACUGUUGUGUGUGAAAACUGCAGGAGAUCAGCAGUCCAUCUGGCACCAACACCAAUGCCACAGUGAAAGUCACACUUUGAGAUCACAGUUUUCCCCAUUCUGAUGUUUGAAGUGAACAUUAACUGAAGCUCUUGAUUUGUAUCUGGGUGUACCUAGUAAAGUGGCCAGUGAGUCAACUUUGAUGAUACUCUCUUCGGGAUUUUAAUGGAUGCCGUUAAUAAAACUGAAUGUCUUGUCUUCCUGUCCCAUCAGUAGGACUGGGUGUAGUUAUUCCUCUGAAACGGUCUACCUCAGACAUCUGAGUGAACCAGGCAUCCAAAAAAUGUUCAGAAAAUUAAAAAAAAAAGACCGAAUCUGUUGUAUAACUAAACACUGAGACUGCAUUAAGGUACUAUCUGCUUUCAUGCUGAUAUUUUACAUAUUUAUUUCUAUAUCCAACUUAUGUAUUAUGUAUUUAAGCAGAAAUGUAGUGCAUAAUUUGUUUAUGGAUAUUAAGUAGUUAUUGAUUUUUUUGUAUCAGGUAUUGGGAGAUUACAUUAGACACUGAAGCUGUAUUACACUGUUUGAUAUGAGCAUGUGACGUAACUGUUACAAUCAGCACUGAUUUGAUGCAAGAAAACUUACUAUUUCUUAUUUAUAUUGUGUUGAACCGCUGAAAGUAUUUGCAGUGUCUGACUUCACGCCUGUGGUCUGUAGGUUAGUUUGCAGCAUUUUCUUUCAGUCAUGGUGAUUCCACUGCGCAAGGAAAAAAAAAGUUCUCUUUUGGUCUAUCACUGGACAUGUAAUCCCUUGCUCACUGUAUUAUAUUUGUUAAUAAAUAGUGCAUGUACUGCACCUAA